GCUGCUGCUGCGGUUCGUGGGACGGCCGAAACGUCAUUAGUACAGCAGCAACUUGCAGCCCUGCAGCAACUGACUCCGCACCUGACUGGCCUUGACGGACUGUCUGGUUUAGAUACUAAUCACCACGUCUUUCAACAGUCCCCAUCAGGUACCGCUGCCAUGCUGGCCGCUAACUCAGCAAUCGGUCCAGGCUCGGGGCUCUUGCCAUCCAACGCUUCUCCGGUCAUCAUUGUAUCUGGCCUGGAGCCCGAGGUGAAAUAUUUGGAUUUGUGA
Protopolystoma xenopodis is the source of this 273-nucleotide messenger RNA. The record is from the annotation of a GenBank genome assembly. NCBI's taxonomy places the organism in Eukaryota, Metazoa, Platyhelminthes, Monogenea, Polystomatidea, Polystomatidae.